UAUAUCAGCCAGCGGCUGAAAUUUCUCAGAUAUAUAUAUUUAUGUGUCACUGAGAUGUGUGUACUAGCUUAUAAAUCCUCACGAAAGCUAAACAUAUAUACAUGGACGAUUCCUGGCGGAUGCGGAUGGGAAUGCCCAGCCUCCCACGGCGCCGUUCCAUUGAAGACACGUUGGCCGGCUCCACAAGGCUUUCCAUGGAGGCCAUGGACCCCGACGACUUCGCUGAUGUUUUCGGCGGACCACCUCGCAGCGUUUUGUCCCGUAAAUUCUCAGGCGACUUCACUAGUUCAUCCACUUCUUUUUACGAGGAGAUUUUCCGACCGCAGGAGUUUGUUGCUUCCGUAGAGAAGAAGAGUGGUGGAGGACGGAGCUUGCCGGCUUUCAGGAUCCCCGCUAAGGGUGAAGGAUUCUACAGUGAUGUUUUUGGUUGGGAGGAGGGACGGAGGUCGAGGGACAGAUCGAAGCCCAACUCUAAGGCUAAAUCGAAGUCGAAUUCCUCGUCGGUGCUGAGUUCAGAGGAGCUGAGCCCUCAUCGGCGCACAGUGACCGGCGAUGAUGUUGCAUUGUCCUCUUUUGCUUCGAAGCUCAGGCCAAUCAAUGUGCCAUAUAGGUGGAACUCCACCGCAAUGAGACCUGAAGAACAAGCAAGGAAAGAAGAGAUGCCAUCUUUUCCAAGAAAUUUUCCUUCCCAUGCGGACAAUUAUUACAUGGAAAAUGAAUACAAUGACAGUUUCAGAAGCUCCUAUAUCAAAGUUUCACGGCAGGUCUCAUCCCCAGAAACCAUUAGUCUCGAACCCAAUUCGUAUCAAAGCAUCAAAGUAUCUGUGGAUGAUUUAGAGGUCAACUCCCCGUCAUCUCUUGUCUCUUCGCUUUGUCAAGAACAGGAGGCAAGUGCCGGCAAGCAGGCGGAAGAUGAAGAAAUGGAACAGGCGGCAGAUGAAGUUAUGAGCUCUUAUGUCAUUGAGAUCAAUUCUGACCAUAGAGAAGCAGCUAGCGAAGCAAUUUCAAUUGAUGAAGCAAUCGCGUGGGCUAAGGAAAAGUUUCAGGCACAAAGUCUUGACAGACAGCAAAAGAAAGAUCUAUCACCUGAGGUAGAAGAAAGUCCUAAUACGCGCGAAUUUACAUCACCUCAAAUCGAUGGACACGGAAGGACGCAAUCUCCCUCGGAAGAAGAGCUAAAGAAAUGGAGAAGUGAAGAAGAAAAAGAUCAAUCAGAAAAAGAUCAAUUACAGAUAGAGCUGAAGCUACUGGAUGAAGAUGUCCGGUUGUGGUCAGAAGGCAAGGAGACCAAUAUUCGUUUGCUGCUUUCAACACUGCAUCAUAUUCUAUGGUCCAACAGCGGUUGGUGCGCCACCUCUCUGACAAGCCUUAUUGAAAGCUCGCAUGUAAAGAAGGCCUAUCAGAAAGCAAGGUUGUGUCUCCACCCAGACAAAUUGCAACAAAGGGGGGCUACGCUACAACAGAAGUACGUUGCAGAAAAGGCCUUUUCCAUUGUCCAGGAUGCGUGGGCUGCAUUCAUCUCCCAAGAUGUCUUGUUUAACUAGUAGACAAUUCAGGAUCCUUCGGUAAUCAGUUUUGUGAAGUAAGUUUGAAACCAAUAGCAAGCUAGCUGGAAUAUUUGAAGAAUGGAGAAAAAAAAUCAUAUAUUCAAGAAUUUUGUAUGUUCAUCUGAUGCCUAACUUGCUUUCCUCUUCCAUUCUGAAAACGAUAUGAGGAUGAGAAUGAUAGUAUUGUUGAUAUCAUCUCAGUUGGUAUUUGGGUUUGUACAAUAUGAUUUUAUUCAAAUCAACACUAAUUCCACCUCCCCCUGCAGAUCAAUUGUGCUUAAUCAUUCAUAUUCCGUAUCUUGACAUAAUAAUUUGUGUUUUUGGACUGUAAGUUUCCAUCUAAUUUUAAUGGAUUGCUCAUCUUUCACCAA
This is a messenger RNA of Hevea brasiliensis (rubber tree), 1918 nucleotides long. RefSeq names its product auxilin-related protein 2. NCBI's taxonomy places the organism in Eukaryota, Viridiplantae, Streptophyta, Magnoliopsida, Malpighiales, Euphorbiaceae. Gene Ontology annotation, cellular component: intracellular membrane-bounded organelle; cytoplasm; vesicle. The record is from RefSeq and is a predicted model, not a curated record. Gene Ontology annotation, molecular function: clathrin binding. Gene Ontology annotation, biological process: clathrin-dependent endocytosis; clathrin coat disassembly. The transcript is spliced from 7 exons. The coding region runs from base 102 to 1544 and encodes 480 amino acids.